AAUAAUAAAUUUUAAUAUGGAAGAAAUAGAUUUAUCAAAAACUAUCUUCAUUGGUAAUCUUCCAGCUUCAACAAAUGAAAGUGAUUUAAAAACAUUUUUUCAACAAUCUGGUCAAGAUUAUAUCGAAGCUUUUAUUCAAUAUGAUUUCGCCAUUGUUGAAUUGGAUAAUCAUGAUAAUGCCAAAAAUUCAAUUGAAAAGCUCAAUGGAACUGAAUUUAAAAAUAACUGCAUUCUUGUGGAGUGGGCUCGUAGACCAAAAGAUCAGUGGCUUCAUCGUAGCCCAGUACGAUCAGAAUAUUUCCAAGCUACAAAAAAUAAAUUUAGUCUCAAAGUGAGAAAUCUUUCAAGUGAUGUUACUUGGCAGGAUCUAGAAGACCACAUUGUAAAAAGCUCAGCUACUAAAGUAAUAUUCACUGAUACUUAUAUGAAUCGUCAACAUAAUUUGGGAUAUGUAGAGUUUGAGACAGAAAAUGAUUUUAAGCUAGCUUUGAAUUGGCUUAAUGAUUCUAAAUUGAAGGGUAAAAGAAUUAGAUUAAUUGAUAAUACAGAGGUUGAGAUAAGACCUUGUUGUUCUCGAAAUUCUGAUUCUUCAAGCUGUUCAGAGUCAGGUGGGUCAGGUGCAUGUAGUCGUGCACGUAAACGUAGAAGACGUCGCAGUUCAAGCUGUGACUGCUGCUGAUGCACAAACUCUCCAAGAGAUGAUGAUA
Aphidius gifuensis is the source of this 707-nucleotide messenger RNA. RefSeq names its product serine-arginine protein 55-like. NCBI's taxonomy places the organism in Eukaryota, Metazoa, Arthropoda, Insecta, Hymenoptera, Braconidae. Gene Ontology annotation, molecular function: mRNA binding. Gene Ontology annotation, cellular component: nucleus; ribonucleoprotein complex; cytoplasm. The record is from RefSeq and is a predicted model, not a curated record. The transcript has 6 exons. The coding region runs from base 17 to 679 and encodes 220 amino acids.